Molecule: messenger RNA, 738 nt
Organism: Exophiala xenobiotica
Lineage: Eukaryota; Fungi; Ascomycota; Eurotiomycetes; Chaetothyriales; Herpotrichiellaceae
Exons: 2
Coding region: 1-738 (245 amino acids)
Source: RefSeq, a predicted model, not a curated record
AUGUCCCAGCCACGACGCCGCAUACCAAACAAUCAAUCGGACAGGACCUCAUCUGUCAAGAUUCCGGCAUCGCAUCCGGCAGAAGACAUGCAGGAUACGUCUCUUUUAUCAGCAUUGCGCCGCCAACCGAUAUGGAUAAUCCUCGCCAUCUCCUCCGGCGCGUGCGCCGCGUUCAAUGGCGUCUUUGCGAAGCUUACUACUACGGCAUUGACGUCAACUCUCUCCUCCCACAUCGCAACAUUCCUCUCCCUCUCUCCUUCCAACAAAAUCAUCGAAUUCCUCGUGAGGGGCACAUUUUUCCUCCUGAACCUCGCGUUCAACGCCGCGAUGUGGGCGCUCUUCACCGCCGCGCUGACCCGCGCGGAUAGCACGACGCGGGUGAGUAUAGUGAAUGUCAGUGCGAAUUUUGUCAUCACUGCAAUGCUAGGCUGGAUGGUGUUUGGGGAGAAGUUGAAUGGUCUGUGGUUCCUGGGCGCCGGUCUACUGGCGGUUGGAAAUGUGGUUAUUGGAAGGAGAGAGGAAGGGAAGAACCCGGGUGGGAGUAUGGGACUCGAUGAGAGCGUGGAUGAGGCGGAGAGGGAAGAAGAGGCCGAGGGAUUACUUGGUCGAGGUACAAGGGGAAGAGCAGAGGAGGUAGAACUAGAUGAAAGCGAGGGAGGUUUGCGAAGAAGGAGUGAAGACGAGGGUAGGGAUAGAGAGAGGGUGAAGAGGGGUGUCGAGGUUGACGAUCCUAUAUGA